Messenger RNA from Cyphellophora attinorum, 2358 nucleotides. Its product is annotated as Aconitate hydratase, mitochondrial. Gene Ontology annotation, biological process: tricarboxylic acid cycle. Lineage: Eukaryota; Fungi; Ascomycota; Eurotiomycetes; Chaetothyriales; Cyphellophoraceae. The coding region runs from base 1 to 2358 and encodes 785 amino acids. Gene Ontology annotation, molecular function: aconitate hydratase activity; 4 iron, 4 sulfur cluster binding. The transcript is spliced from 8 exons. Gene Ontology annotation, cellular component: mitochondrion; cytosol. The record is from RefSeq and is a predicted model, not a curated record.
AUGCUGUCGCCCGCUCGCCUGGCGGCCCGCCUGGGCUUGAGCAAAGCAGCACCUCUGCGAGGUGCUCUCAGAGCUGGCUAUGCCUCCGUCUCCGAUCCUCCUCUCGAUAAGAAGGUCGAGAUGACGAUACACGAGAAAGGCCAUUAUAUCAACUACAAGAAGAUGUCCGAGAACCUGUCUGUCGUUCGAUCCCGACUGAACCGUCCGCUCACAUACGCCGAGAAAAUUCUCUAUGGCCACCUUGACAACCCGCAUGAACAAGAUAUCGAACGUGGUGUUUCGUACUUGAAGUUGCGACCUGAUCGAGUAGCCUGCCAGGAUGCCACUGCUCAGAUGGCUAUUCUGCAGUUCAUGUCGGCCGGCAUGCCCUCAGUUGCGACGCCCACUACCGUGCAUUGUGACCACUUGAUCGAGGCACAGAUCGGUGGCGAGAAGGAUCUGUCAAGAGCUAUCGAUAUCAACAAGGAGGUCUACGAUUUUCUGUCAAGUGCCUGCGCGAAGUACAACAUUGGCUUCUGGAAGCCAGGCUCUGGAAUUAUUCACCAGGUCGUUAUCGAGAACUACGCCUUCCCCGGUGGUCUCAUGAUUGGCACUGACUCUCACACACCCAAUGCUGGAGGUCUUGGCAUGAUUGCUGUUGGUGUCGGUGGAGCCGAUGCUGUGGACGUUAUGGCGAAUCUGCCUUGGGAGCUCAAAGCACCGAAGAUUAUUGGUGUCAAAUUGACUGGCGAGAUGUCUGGCUGGACUGCACCGAAAGAUAUCAUUCUCAAGGUUGCUGGUGAGCUCACUGUCAAGGGUGGAACCGGAGCAAUUGUCGAAUACUAUGGUCCCGGCGUGAACACUCUAUCUUGCACGGGUAUGGGCACAAUCUGCAACAUGGGAGCCGAGAUCGGCGCGACAACGUCUAUCUUCCCCUUCAACGACCGCAUGUACGAUUACUUGGCAGCGACAAAGCGCAAGGAAAUCGGAGACUUCGCUCGAAGCUAUGGUCACGAACUCAAGGAGGACCAGGGCGCCGAAUAUGACCAGCAUCUCGAGAUCAAUCUUUCUGAACUCGAGCCACAUAUCAACGGCCCUUUCACUCCGGAUCUCGCAACGCCAAUCUCCAAAUUCAAGGACGCAGUGGCUGAGAACAACUGGCCUCAAGAGUUGAAGGUUGGCUUGAUCGGGUCGUGCACCAACAGCUCAUACGAGGACAUGUCACGUGCGGCUUCCAUCGCACAGGAUGCUAUGGACCAUGGUGUCAAGGCAAAGUCGCUGUUCACCGUCACUCCCGGUUCAGAACAAAUCCGAGCCACCAUCGAACGUGAUGGUCAGCUCAAGACUCUUGAGGAGUUCGGUGGCAUCAUUCUUGCAAACGCGUGUGGCCCUUGCAUUGGACAAUGGGAUCGCAAGGACGUCAAGAAGGGAGAAGCCAACUCGAUCCUGAGCUCCUACAACCGCAACUUUACUGGUCGAAACGAUGCAAACCCAGCAACUCACUCGUUCGUGACGUCACCUGACCUCGUUGUGGCACUCACUAUCGCUGGCGACCUGAACUUCAACCCUCUUACCGAUACUCUCAAGGACAAGGAUGGCAAGGAGUUCAAGCUUAAGCCACCAACCGGCGACGGUCUCCCAUCUCGUGGCUACGAUCCCGGCCGCAACACAUAUCAAGCUCCUCCUGAAGACCGAUCAUCUGUUCAAGUUCAGGUUUCGCCGUCAUCCGAUCGACUACAGGUCCUCAACGGCUUCCAAGCAUGGGACGGUAAGGAUUUGACUGAUAUGCCUAUCCUCAUCAAGGCAAAGGGCAAGACUACAACCGAUCACAUCUCGAUGGCUGGACCUUGGCUCAAGUACCGUGGUCAUCUCGACAACAUCUCGAAUAACAUGUUGAUUGGCGCAAUCAAUGCGGAGAACGGUGAGGCCAAUAAAGUGAAGAAUGCUUUCACCGGCGAAUACGAUGCCGUCCCAGCCACUGCCCGCGCUUACAAGAAGGACGGCAUCAAGUGGGUGGUCAUCGGUGACUCCAACUACGGCGAGGGCAGCUCUCGUGAGCACGCCGCUCUUGAGCCUCGUCACCUUGGUGGCUCAGCAAUUGUUGUCCGAAGCUUUGCUCGUAUCCACGAGACCAACCUCAAGAAGCAGGGUAUGCUUCCGCUCACGUUCGCCAACCCUGCCGACUACGAUAAGAUCAAUCCUGACGAUAAAGUUGACAUUCUCGCCACGAAGCUCGCAGUCGGCAAGCCCGUCACCAUGAAGGUUCACCCCAAGAGCGGUGAGGCAUGGGACUGCGAACUUCAGCACACUUUCAACGAGGGACAGAUCAAGUGGUUCAAGGAUGGCAGCGCUCUCAACACGAUGGCUAAGUCUUCGUAA